UGCAGCACGGAGGGAGAAAGUGGCAAAGGAUGGAAGAAUGAUUGAGGAGCGCUAUCAGCUCGGAGGAGAGCCGAGAUAAAACGACCGAGGGGGUCUUCUUCUUAUUCUCUUGCGUGUGAUAAGGAGGAGGAGGAGUAGGCUAAAGGAGGAAGAGGAGGAGGAGGGAUGGAGGGAGGGGGGCAAAGAGACCCCGUCGCGUUUUGACCCUCCGAAACCUCCCCGCACACCGCUACCAUCACCACUCCUCCUCCUCCUCUCCUCUCCUCUCCUCUCCUCCUCCUUCUUCUUCUUCUUCUUUUUAUGCUCUCCUCUUGAGACGGAAAACACCAUCGUUCACUCCCAGCCGUGACAUUUUCCAGCCUGUCGCCGUAUGCUGCGUGGACAGCGAGCACAAGGAGCCAAACAGGAAGGGACGCUCUCUGUCUGCCCUCCAAAGCACCGAGCAUCCCCGACCGCUGCGAGCCGGAGCGAGAGGCGCACCAGGCGGAGGCGAGGCGCUGCAGGAAACCGCUGCUCCCUUUCUGGACUACACCGGACACGGCCCGAACAGGACUGGAUAUUUACGUCUCGGACCACUGGGACAGAGUAAAGGGAGCAAAGCUCGCUGGACUAACCGAGCGGCGCAUCAUCAUCUCCGGUGUAGGACUGGCUGUCGGGUCGCAUGGAUAAGAGGUAUGAAGAGCUGGUGCACUACUCAGGGUCGGAGGGCAUGUCGUUGGGGGGGUACGGGGACGAUGUCCGACCGCUUCCUCCCCCAAACUAUGGACCCACCAUCCACGACUCCCUCAAACACCACAAAGACCAGAUCUAUGGUCACCCACUGUUUCCACUGCUGGCCUUAGUAUUUGAAAAGUGUGAGCUCGCCACCUGCUCCCCUCGAGACUCCACCUCCCUCUCAGCCACUUCCCACCUCCCUGGCAUGACCAAUCACAGCGAUGUCUGCUCCUCUGAAUCUUUCAAUGACGACAUCGCCGCAUUUGCUAAGCAGAUCCGAUCAGAGAAGCCCAUAUUUUCUUCCAAUCCUGAGCUUGACAACUUGAUGAUCCAGGCCAUACAGGUUCUUCGUUUUCAUUUACUGGAGUUAGAGAAGGUGCAUGACCUGUGCGAUAACUUCUGCCAUCGCUACAUCACCUGUCUGAAAGGCAAAAUGCCUACAGACCUCAUCCUGGAUGACCGGGAGGGCGGCUCCAAGUCUGACAUGGAGGACUUCACCGGUUCAUGCACCAGUCUGUCGGAGCAGAAUGCAUCAUGGUUACGUGAGCCGGAUGAAUGUGCCACGACUCCUCUGGGAACACCAGGCACCUGUGGCUUGCCUUCACACAGCACAGCAGACAACUGUAGCGACACAGGCGAUGGUCUGGACGGAGGAGGGGCCUCCCCCAGUACAGGAGACGACGACGACUCCGACAGAGACAGGAGGAACAACAAGAAGAGGGGGAUCUUCCCUAAAGUGGCCACAAAUAUCAUGAGAGCGUGGCUUUUUCAGCACCUGUCGCACCCGUACCCAUCUGAGGAGCAGAAGAAGCAGCUGUCCCUUGACACAGGACUGACCAUCUUACAGGUCAACAACUGGUUCAUCAAUGCCAGGAGGAGAAUAGUUCAGCCCAUGAUUGACCAGUCAAAUCGCUCAGGUCAGGGUGGUCCUUACAGCCCAGAGGGAGCAGCUCUCGGGGGCUACGGGCUUGACGGACAGGCCCACAUCGGGCUACGAACAGCAGGUCUCCAGGGGAUGUCUUCUCUUCAGGGUGACUAUACCAGUGCUCUACUGUCCCAACAAGGCUACGCUCCCCACCCAGGCACCUCCCUCCACCCCUACCCGGGCCCACAUCCCCACCCUGCCAUGCUGCUCCAUCCGCCACCACACGCACAUCCUGCAGAGCCGCUCCUUGCCCAGGGACUGGACAUACACGCACACUAGUUGUUGGGGGACAUCAGAGUGUGAGCGAGAGCAAAUUACUGUGUGAAUGUGUGUAAGUGUGUGUGUGUGUGUGUGUGUGUGUGUGUGUGUGUGUGUGCGUGUCUGUGUGUGUGUGUGUGUGUGUGUGUGUGUGUAUGAUGACGCAUACUGAACACUAUUUAAAGACAAAAAGACACAUUGCUCAAAAAGUUUACAUUCACCACUGAAAGACACUGACCUCAAUGUAGCUGUUCCACUCGCUCACACACAUGUGCAUACAUAAACAUUACACUUAAACACACACUCACGGUCUGGACCCACAGGUUUAAGCCAUACCUCUUUUAGAGUAGAAGUGCUUCCUCUUCUCCAAAUGUCUCUACUGUGUCCUGUGGGUGAGACACAUGCUUUAACUACACUUCCCAUCAUGCCUGCUGAACCACAAGAAGACGGUGGAUCAGAUCGGAGAGACAAAUUGAUAAUUUGUCCCUACACUUUGUAACAGCACACAGACGUUACUGGAUGGGAUUUGAUACUGUGAACACGCCUUCUUCACUAUUCCGUCUUCCUGCACACGUAACUGUCAAAGAUCUAUACACACACACACACACACACACACACAC
Molecule: messenger RNA, 2517 nt
Organism: Etheostoma cragini (Arkansas darter)
Lineage: Eukaryota; Metazoa; Chordata; Actinopteri; Perciformes; Percidae
Gene: meis3
Product: myeloid ecotropic viral integration site 3
Exons: 13
Coding region: 662-1918 (418 amino acids)
Biological process (GO): eye development; positive regulation of cell population proliferation; embryonic pattern specification
Molecular function (GO): DNA-binding transcription activator activity, RNA polymerase II-specific; RNA polymerase II cis-regulatory region sequence-specific DNA binding
Source: RefSeq, a predicted model, not a curated record